This is a messenger RNA of Hippocampus zosterae (dwarf seahorse), 2519 nucleotides long. RefSeq names its product G2 and S phase-expressed protein 1-like. Gene Ontology annotation, cellular component: cytoplasmic microtubule; microtubule cytoskeleton. Gene Ontology annotation, molecular function: microtubule binding. The transcript is spliced from 10 exons. Bases 329 to 2401 code for a protein of 690 amino acids. The record is from RefSeq and is a predicted model, not a curated record. Lineage: Eukaryota; Metazoa; Chordata; Actinopteri; Syngnathiformes; Syngnathidae.
GUAGCACAUUUGAAUUGCUGUGUUGUGUCGCGAGCAGAACGGAACUUUUCCCUCAUCGUGGAAAUAAAAACUAACAAGGUUCGUCAUUCUUGGCUUGAUUCAAAUAGCUCGGCUCGAGUUGCCGGUCGAUUUCUUCACUUUGAAGGAAGGCAACGCUAACGGGCUCGCGCGGCGAGAGCGAGGCUUCUUUCGUGCCGCGGAUUGAGUUAACAAGUGUCGAGUUCACGCCACCAUGGCGACUGUGCGAGUUUUAACAUCCGCGUCGAUUGGAAAAUGAUUCUUAUUGGAAUUGUACCUGCAGGUCGAAAAGGGGGGACGCAGCCGCCAGAUGGAGAGUCCGGCAGGCAGCGAUGUGAUUUAUCUGCUGGACGAGAAGUUCGACUUCGAUGUUUCGCUGUCACCUGACAGCUCCAACUGCGACGAAGACGCGGAUGAUGUCUUUGUGGAGCCAUCCCGCCACGCGGCCAAACGUGCGCCCGAUAACUCGCCCUCCCGGCUUGAGGAAGGGGCCGUGGGCGCACGCGGCGGCUGGAGUCCGCUUUCGGGGGUCCAGCUGGACGCCGUGUGCCAGGAGGCCAAGCGAUUGGCCGAACAGCUGCGGAUGCGGGGCCAGGAUGAGGCCGCCCCCUCCGCCGCCGCCGCCCGGGAAGACGGGGAGCGCUUCAUCCGGGACGGCGCCGCCAAACUGGCUGCGCUGGCGACGCCCCCCGGCCCGUGCGGCCCCGUCAAAAGGCAAACCUUCCUGGUGCAGGACAGCCCCAUGAAGGAGCUGCCCCCGGCUAUCCGGCACCGCUUGCGGCGAGGAAGCGCCGAGCCAGGGGCCCGGGCGACCGCGCUCUCCGCCCGGCUCGGCGCCUCCAGCCCGGCGGGCGGCGUCAAGAUGGCGGCGCCGCUCCGGGGAAGAGCCGCCCUCCUGCCCAACAAGCCGGCCGCCCCGAGGACUUCGUCUUCAACGGGCAGGGGCCCCGGCGCCCAAAACCCCCGAGUGCGGCCGCCCGGCGAAGUUGCUCCUUCCACUUUUCCCGCCUCGCCGCACAGCGGGCGACGUGACCGAUGUACUUUUUCCGCCCUCCAGGUGGCGCCGGGUUGCGAACCCAGUCCGAGUCCCGAUCUCGACAAUCGGGCCCAGCGGCCCGGCUGGGAUCUUCUGUCAGAUGGCGCCAGCGCGGCGCACGACGUCGGCGGCGACUCGCCCCUCAGCUCCGGCGCGGCGGGAAAAAAGCGUCCGCUGGCUCCGCCCAACAAAGCGGCGAGGUCCGGCGCGAAGGCGACGCCGCUUCAGAGCAGGAAUCCCGCCGAAAGGCGCAAGAUGUCGUCGUCCUCGUCCUCCGUCUCCAGCGUCAACUCCAGCCUGUCCCUCUCCCCGGCCGCGGGUAAGCCGAACUCCUCGCAGAACCGCGCGACGGGCGCCUCCGGCGGUCCCGCCGCCCCCGGCAAGGUCGGCCAGCCUGCCAAUCAAAACAAACGCCGCUCCGGCGCGGGUGUCAAAACGGCCACGCAGUCGUCGUCGUCGUCGUUCCCGUCCUGCUACCGCGGCGGCCAAGCCAGGAAUUUAUCCGAGACCAUGAAAGCCGGCGGAUCCUCGCUGCAAAACCAGACCACGCCCCUAAAAAGAAGAACCUCGGUCACCACCACCACCGCUCGGAUUCAAAGUGGCCUGAAGGCAAAAAGCAAACCCGCGGCGCUCGGCCAGACGCCCACACCCAGCAGAGUCGUCACGGGAACAGCUUUUUCCUCUCCUGACGCUUCAAAGGUCCUCAAACCGAAGACACUGAUAACGGCGGCCAGAAUGCAGGGCCUUCAAGCAAAGGCCUCGGGUGGCCCGCUGACGCCCUCUGCAGGCGCGAGCAGACCUCUGCAGUUGCAUUCCCAGCGUCCCUCCGCUCUCCCCACGCCGCUCAAACGCCGGGCGUCGGCCAUUCCCGCGCCCACGCCCGGCAGCCAGAGCCGAAACUCCAGACCCCCCAGAAAGCAGGCGGCCUCGGACUCGGACUGCCCCCCCAGGACCUGCUUCAGUCCCGCCCCCCUUGAUUGGAAUAGGGCGGCGCCUGUCGACGUGCAGCCCUUCUGUCUGGAGGAGGAGCCUCCCGCCGAGGCCAGCCAAUCGGAGAGCCCGCAGGGCAAAGAGCCAUCCCGUCCCGGCCGAUCGGAGCCCGGCGAAGACCCCGUCCAGCCGGAGAGCGCCAAACGGGAGGUUCUUCUGCUGGACCUUCCCGCUCCGACGGCCCCGACCCACGAGAAACUGCUCAUCGACCUGAGAAACACUCCGGACUGGAUCCGAAACGGCACCAAGAACUGUACCGCCACGCAGCAGCUGAUUGACUUAAGUUCGCCGCUCAUCAAGUGGAGUCCGGAAGACAAGAAGGAGAACAGCGCCCCCCUCAUCAACCUGUCCUUCUGAAACGCGCACACACCGAGUGAAAAGAAUGAAUGAAUGAAUGAAUUUCCUCUUCCUGUUUGAUUUUAUUCCUUUCUGCUGUUAAGAAUGCAUAAGUAAAUAAAUUGUACAUUUAUCUUGA